AUGGCCGACCGGGUCUGGUUCAUCCGUGACGGCUGUGGGAUGGUCUGUGCGGUGAUGACUUGGCUUCUCGUUAUCUAUGCGGAUUUUGUAGUGACAUUUGUCAUGCUGCUGCCUUCCAAAGACUUUUGGUACUCCCUCAUCAAUGGGGUCCUCUUCAACUGCUUGGCGGUGCUCGCCUUGUCCUCGCACCUGAGAACAAUGCUGACUGAUCCCGUGAGUAGACAUGUUCCUCACAGUUGGGUUUAACCAUUUUGUGUGCAUGGAACAGUGAUACACAGGGAAUCUUUUCUGGGCAGAACUUUUGGCACUUGCAUAGCACCACAAACGUGUUUGGGAAGAAACAGAACCUACAGUCAAAUUAAAAUGCCCCAAACAGGAAACACAACUAGCAUUAUACACAACAUGCUUGAACAGUCAACACUUCUUACUGUGUGUGAAGCCUUUCCUAGUAAUUUAUUCUAUUGGCAUUCACUUGUGGAUUGCCUACCACAGGGUUGGGAAAUCUUUUUAUGCUAAAGACUGUGCUCCUUUAGGGAUAAUCUCUUGAGGACCACAUACUGCUAAAGCCAAAAUCAGGCAGGGCCAUACCAAUUGUUGUACUCAGGUUUAGGAGCAAGAAUAUACUUUAAUUCAAAUCAUCAGUCCCUUGAUGGCUUGGCCAAAUAUGAGGUGUUUGAAUGAACAAAUAUUUAUUAUAUUAAAAGCAGUCAUUAACAGGUACGAUUUGCUUUCAACAAUAGCAUUAGAAAUUUCAUAGCAUGUGCUUAUAACUCUUUUCCUAAUACAAAUACAAAUCCUAUCCCGCCCACUCUGCCCCCUGCUCCUCAGCACCCACACCAAUCACCCUUCUCCAGAACGCAACUGUAUUUUUCUGUACACACACACACACACACACACAGUCAUACUCCACCCUCAGCCAAUCAGGACAUGACACACCACACCAUUCUGUCCCAUUCUCACUCGCACCCCCUUGCACUCAUCUUACCUUACAACUUACAAAUAUCUCCCUAAAUAACAUUUUACUAUAUAUCUCUUUAAUAUCAAACCUGUACAAGUCAGUUACAGUGACAAACACCACAGCCAACUCAUCUUAACAUUACACAAUUUCCCCUCUUUUUUUUUAAUCUUACACACACACACACACACACACACACACCCCCUCUUCCUCUUUGCACUUCUUUCCACGCUGAAAAUCAGCCCUACACAAUAACUAGAAAGAAAAGCUUCCAUUGACACCAGUGGAAGCUUUUGGUUCUAAACUCAGUUGCUACACAGGAGGGCUUUUUGGGGGGUGGGGUCAUGUCAGGGAGGGUUUAACCUUAACUCUUCGGCUGCCACCUCUUUAGAAUUUCCAAGCCCAGUAAUUGGGAUUAGAGAAAAAGCUCCCAUUAGCACCAAUGGAAGCUUUCCCAACUAAAUCUAAUUUAUUUAUCAGAGGGUGAGAUCUUGGACAGGAGACUAUAGGCUGGUUCCAAAGAAACCAGCAGUUCCCCAUUCUAGGCUCAGUGUUGAGAAUGGUAGGAGUAUCCAUAACUCAGAAGUUAAAAACACACUGCGCAUGCAGAAGGUCCCAGACUUAUUUCCCAUACCUCCAGUUAAAUGAAACAUGGGUAGCAGGACUGGGGGAAACCUUGAAGAGUCACCACCAGUCAGAGUGGCCAGUAUGGUAUUUUUGUACAUCACUUAAGAGAUUUCAUAGUACGUCAUUUAGAAAGGCUUUUAAAUACAGAGCCAGGUACAUUGAGUUAAACCACAGUCAGUGAACUGCAGGUUCACUGACCGAAGGGCAGUUAGGAGGCUCACCUUUAAUGACACGAGGGGAAAUUGAAGGGCAAGAAUAGGUCAGCUGCCCCCAUUAGCCUCCUCUUUGACACAUAUCAUGCUCAACCUUGCCUCUAGACUGCUGCAUCUGCUUUGUUAUCAUGUAAGAAUUCCCCAUCCUUAUAGCCUCACCCUCUGCAGUUCUCCCUAGCUACCACACUGAAACUUGGGGCAGUACUCCCUCCAGGCCCUAGUGCCUGCUUGUUUCUUUUAAUUGUCCAUUACUGUUAAGACCUUUGCUUCAGUAACUGCUGUCAGUUUUGUGUUGCUGCCUUUCUCUCUCUUUCAUGGAAAGCGGCCUUUAGAAUUGAGAGAGGUGAUUUGCACAUGCACGCGCACCCCACAGAACUUUGUGCUGGAAAAUAAGAAAACAGUCCAGUUGCCCAUAGAAUACAUAUGCACUCCUCUGGCUUGGAUCACAGUGAACAUUCAGUUGCCAAAGCUUAAACCAUCAUGAAUAGUCAAGUGGGAAAUUGUAGCCAGAAAUCAAAGAAAUUGCUCCAGUGUCUGCCGCAUUAUGGUCUUGCUACUACAAAACCCUUAAUACAUCUUCCUUCCUACAGACCUUCCUCAUAGACAUAGUGUGUUUUUCCUUGGUGUAUUCCCAAGAUUAAAUCUUACAUGUCUAUAAUAUCACUUGCUAAAGAAAUGGAGGAAUAGGAUCCUUUUUUAUCUACCUAAACUAGGAUUGUAAAUUAAAAUACAAGCAAUUUUUGUCUGAACAUGAUACUGCGCAGUUUGGUAGCUUAUUGAGAAGGCCCAGUGUCUGAGGAAAUACGGCAGUUUCCCUCUAACUUUCUAAAAUGUUAUUUCUAUGUAUAUAGGCUCCGUAUUGAGGGCAGUUAGUCCUUACCACCAAAGAUCUCCCAGAUCCUUGUCCCAUCUUGUUACUCUGCCCUCCUCUCCUGCUACACCUCUGCUUGCAACCUUCUUGUUCUGCCACCCUCAUCUGACCCAAUGUUUCCAGGUCCUCUAAAUUACUCUGCCUUUUCUUCCUUUUUGCUGAGAACUCCCUCAAAAACAUGGCGGUGCUCUGUUUCUUUCUAUCCAAAUCCCUGCUUGGAGCAUACCUUUUGCAUGAAACUUGUGGACCUCAGCCCCUAUAGAAGUAACAUUAAAGUUGUGUGUAGCUGCAUUCAUACCCAUUCCUAUUCUCAGCUGUGCCUUCAGGUUGCCUUUUAGAUCACUCUCGAAAACGCCACUGGCACUCUUCAGAUACAUACCAGUAACUGGGCCUUGUCUUCCUUUCCAUCUGUAAUGCCUUAGGGGGCUGUUCCGAAAGGAAAUGCCACGAAAGAGUACAUGGAGAGUUUGCAGUUGAAACCAGGCGAAGUAAUCUACAAGUGUCCAAAGUGCUGCAGCAUUAAACCGGAACGUGCCCACCAUUGCAGGUAUGUCCCACUGCUGCUUCUGUACUGUUCUCAGCCUGGAAUCCAAGGCCCAAACUAUAAGUGAUGUUAAAAACGUCUUUGCAUAUUGCAGUUAUGCAGGUGGAAGGAAGUUGACCCCUUUCCUCCUUUCCACAGCCCCAAUGAAAAUCAUCCUCCACCACCACUUUCCCUCCUGGGAAAAAGAGUAAGGCAAUUUUCCCUGUGACUUCAGCACUUGGGGAAAUGAGUUAGCCUCACGGUCUCUGCAGAAUACUUCCAAUAAGGAUUGAAGCUGUGGUUUGUUUGUUUUUUAAAAAAAAAUAUCACAUAAACAAUGGCAGUCUCAGUGUAAUGUAUAGUUUGACUCUUGCGUGGUUUCUCAGACCUCAGAGAUGCCUUUUUCAGCACAUUUCCCUAAAAGUAUUCUUUGCUUUCAUGUGUGUUCUAUUUGCAGCUUUAUCGGAACAGAGCAUUGCUGUGUGACUUUUAAGUUGCCUGCAAUUCACUAUAGCUUGUGCAAAAGUGACAGACAAGGUCAAUUCUUUCAAGAUUCCUUUCAGAUUCCCUUUUGUCUGAACAAGCUAAGCAGGAACAUGGAGGGUUGUUGUUCUCCACAAGUUGCCUGCAGCUGCUUCCCCACUUUGUCCAACCAUCUCUUUGUGCCUCGCUCUUCUAAGCAUUAAGUUGAAUGCUUAAAAGCUUGCUGUGGCUUUGUGAUAGCAAAGCACUUGAAUCUGGCCAUUCCUGGAAGAUCUGGCAGAGCUCAUCUGCACUAAAAAUUGCUAGCUUUAGAUGUAUUUCCUGAAAAAUGUGGUGCUUGAGAGCCUUCAUUUCAAGGUAAGGGAAGGUGCCAGCACUCCAUGUAGAAUGAAAUGUGGAACUGUGCAAUGUUAUGUAUUGAAGAUUAUUAUAAUUAGUAGCAUUAGUAUUGUUGGUUAGACAAGGAACAAAAUGUACAUACUCACCUUCAAACCUGAGUGCUGCUCAGAGAGCCACCCAUCCAGUUGUACCCCCCUCCAUUAUCCCACCCCAAUUUUCCUUUUUUCUUUUCCAGCUAAUACUCAAUAUUCCAAGACUUCUAAGUAUAUUCAGUUUUCAUUGAAUUGUUUUUAUUGGGGAGGGAACAAGGUGUGCCUCCUGAGGUGUGUUUGUGUGUAUUUUAAUCACGUUUAUUCACUUUGACAUGCAGAAAACAAACAAUAUUAAGUCGCACAAUGUUUGAAUGUCCUACGGCAUCUGUUAAUGUAGAGCGACUGCAUUGAACGAACUGCAGUUUGAAAUCAUCCUCCAUUUGGCCUCCUGUACCACGCAUGCCAGCGUCUUAGAUUUCCAGAGAGAUGGCCUCUUUGCAGUCACCAAGGGCAAAAUAUCCGUAACACAUACCACAGCAUAACUUUCAGUGUUUUUUCCCCCUCCUUCCACUAGCAUUUGCAAGCGAUGCAUUCGGAAGAUGGAUCAUCACUGCCCCUGGGUCAAUAACUGUGUGGGGGAAAGAAACCAGAGGUUUUUUGUGCUGUUUACUGUGAGUAUGGUUAUUUAUUUAUUUAGUUGUUUACCAUUUGUUUGUUUGUUUGUUUGUUGCCAAUAUAAAACUGUCCCUGCCCUGGCUAUCCUAAUUUGGGGGUUGAAUCUUCAAGUUGGAACCUCUACACUCAGUGGCACAGCGUGCUUCUGAAUAUCAGUUGGUGGGGCAGAUGCCAAAACCGCAGGAGAGAGCUUUUGACUUCAUGGCUUUCUUGUGAGUUUCCUGGAUCCCUCUGACUAGUUGUUGUUGGAAAACAUUGAUGGCCUAGAUCACAGAUAGUCAAUAUGUAGAUCCCCAGCCUUCAGCGCCCAGCCUUCAUGGCCGUUGGUUUGAGAUGGGGGGGCAACUCCCAUCUCUUGCGGGGGCGCAAUUAGUGCUAGCACCGUCCGUUAAGAGUUUGGGUGUAAUCUUCGACACCUCCCUUUCCAUGGAGGCACAGAUUGCAGCUAUAACAAAGGCUGCAUUUUUUCAUCUCGGCCAAGCUAAGCAGUUGGCUCCUUAUCUCUCUCGCCCUGACCUAGCCACUGUGAUCCACGCAACGGUCACCUCCAGACUGGAUUAUUGUAACUCGCUCUACGUGGGGCUGCCCUUGAGACUGACCCAGAAACUCCAGUGGGUGCAGAAUGCCGCGGCGAGGCUCCUUACGGUGUCCUCGCCACGGGAUCACAUUCACCCGGUGCUAUACCAGCUGCACUGGCUCCCAGUGGAGUACAGGAUCAGGUUUAAGGUGCUGGUUUUAACCUUUAAAGCCCUAUACGGCCUAGGAACCUUGUACCUACAGGACCGCUCUCCUGGUAUGUCCCACGGAGGACCUUAUGGCCUUCAAACAAAAACAUCUUGGAGGUCCUGGGCCACAGGGAGGUUAGGCUGGCCUCAACCAGAGCCAGGGCUUUUUCGGCUGUGGCCCCGAUCUGGUGGAAUGCUCUGUCAGAAGAGACUAGGGCCCUGUGGGACUUGAAAUCUUUCCGCAGGGCCUGCGAGACAGAGCUGUUCCACCAGGCCUUUGGCCAAGGUACAGUCUGACCCCUUCUGUAAUCCUCAAAGAACUCUAGCCCAAUGGUUGUCAUUAAUUUGAUUUUGAAUUGAUUUUAAGAUGAAUUGAUUUUAGAAUGCUGUGUUACAUUUAUUGUUAGCCGCUCUGAGCCCGGCUUCAGCUGGGGAGGGCGGGAUAUAAAUAAAUGUUAUUGUUGUUAUUAUUAUCAUCAUCAUCAUCAUGGGGGUUGCAGUCCAACAACAUCUGGGUGGAGGCAUGGUGGGAAAGGUUUGCUAUCCCUGCGCUAGAUGGAACCUUGAGCUAAUGCAGCAAAUUCCCUGCCCACCUGCCCCGCCUCAAAAAAAGAGAAUUUUGAAAGUACUGCACAGUGUAGCAUGGUCCUCUUAAAAGAUGUAAAAGAAUUUAAAUAUUGACUGCUUGCCUAAUGGUUGCAUGGUUUUCAGAGCGGAUUUCCAAAUCUUUUUCUCACUUCCAGAUGUACAUAGCUCUAAUUUCAGCUCAUGCUCUCAUCCUGUGUGGGUUUCAGUUCUUCUCCUGCGUCAGAGGACAGUGGAUUGGUAAGCACAUACUUCAGUUGCUUUUGUAAUAUGGCGUUUUACUUAUUUAUUUUUGGUAUAUCUAAGUCACUUUUCUACCAGAGUAUCCAAGUGCCAUAAAAGAAACUACCAUGUAAAAAUCAAACAAUUGAAAAGUUAACAGCAUUAUCUUAAAAAAAAUAAUCAGUAACAGAUAUAUUUUUUUAAGCAGAUAAACCUCAAGAACCACUAAAACAGUAAAAACAGCAGAACAGUCAUUCAAACACCUUGGUUAAUAAAGAAAAGCUUUCACUCACCACAUAAGUAUUAUUUUAAAAAAUGCCUCCCAGAUUUGUUUGGGGAUUGUACAGUGGUACCUCGGAAGUCAAAUGGAAUCCGUUCCGGAAGUCUGUUCGACUUCCAAAACAUUCGGAAACCAAGGCACGGCUUCCAGUUGGAUGCAGGAAGCUCCUGCAGCCAUUCAGAAACCACAUCGGACAGUCAGGUUCUAAAGAACGUUCGCAAACCGGAACAUUCAUUUCCGGGUAUGCGGCGUUCAGGAGCCAGAACGUUCAAGUCGCAAGGCAUUUGUCAACCAAGGCACGACUGUAUAGACGCCACCACUGAAAAGUUCUUCCCUGGCAACCAUCCUCCUUACCUCUGAAGAUGGGGGUACCUUGAGAAGGACCUCUGAAGGGGUCAGACAGAUCCAUAGGGGAGAAGACAGUCCUCUGGCAGCUCAGGGUGCAUAGGGCUUUCAAGAUUAAAAUCAGCACUUUGAAAUUUUGACCUAAAAAACUGGUCACCCAUGUAAAUGGGUGAUUGAGAAGACCUGCAGUAUUUGCUAAGGUGGUUUUUGCCAUUUCCAUCACAAAGAUGAACAGGCAUCAUCCUUCCUUAUUAAGGAAGUCCUUGGAGCUUGACAAUGGUGGGACACAUUCCAAUAGACCGUGCCUUUUAACUUUGCUUUUAAAAUAAUUGCCUUUUUAAAUUGUGCAUGUGGGCACAGGUCAUGCACUCCUACCUAGCAUGGUGAAUAAGUGAUGAGGGAGGCCUGCGUAUAUAGUGUUAUAUGCUUUGUCAUAUUAAAUACAACUGGGUAUUUAGAUCUAUACAAAUUCUGGUGGCACCUGAGCCUGAAGCACAUGGUGUCCCACUACCAUUUGUGUACAGUGGCAGCUCCAUACAGGAAUAAACUCCCAUUCUACCUGUCACUGGCCCCUUGCAGGCUAACAGUCUGGCUACUGAUAUGUAUGCAUGUGAUCCCUCAGCCUGUGUUAUAGAUUGCUCCUAACUUCCUGUUACAUUCUCAGAUUUGCUAAUCCUUUUGAAGUUAACUCUUGUUGGUGUGCUUGUUGCAGUUUGUUUUUUCAUUGAAGUUCAUCUGCUCUCUUUCAGAAUGCAGUGACUUUUCACCACCUGUGACUGUGAUCCUGUUGAUCUUCUUGUGCCUUGAGGGUUUUCUGUUUCUGACAUUUACCGCAGUAAUGUUCGGCACCCAGAUCCACUCUAUAUGCAACGAUGAAACGGUCAGAAUUGAGGGUUUUUCUUGGGGUCUGGUUUCAGGACUGGAUAGGGAUUUGAACCUGCUUCGCCUAUGCCCUUGUUCUGCCCCUUUCCAUAUCCUCUGUUGAGGCAGAUGUUCAGUCUUGGCUAGAGUUUGACGUGCUUUCCAAAUUUCUUAACAUCAAUUUUUAUCAUAUUUACUUGCAGGAGAUUGAAAGACUGAAGAGUGAGAAGCCUACAUGGGAACGGAGGUUGCGCUGGGAAGGAAUGAAAUCUGUCUUUGGGGGCCAGCCUUCUCUGCUAUGGAUAAAUCCGUUUGCUGGAUUUCGAAUCAGACGGCUUAUGCUAAGAGCCAAGAAAGGAGGUCCUGAGUUUUCUGUUUGA
Podarcis lilfordi (Lilford's wall lizard) is the source of this 8115-nucleotide messenger RNA. The record is from the annotation of a GenBank genome assembly. Lineage: Eukaryota; Metazoa; Chordata; Lepidosauria; Squamata; Lacertidae.